AUGACGGAACCCUUUUACUUGAGUGCUCAGUGGACAAAUGAUUUUGUUGUGUUUUCUGAACGCAAGACGUGGCUGGACGCGAGAGAUGUCUGCAAGUCAAUAGAUAGCGUACCUCAGUACAACAAAUGGAACCUUCUGAACUGGUAUAUAAAGACAAAGGCCAUUAGGAAUGGAUGGUCAGGUACUGAUGAUGUGUGGUUAGGAAUGAUAAAACAUCAGAACAGCGACGUAUGGAAUGAAGAAAGAAAAUAUAUCUGCCAAGAAGUCACAAUGAAAAUUUCCGGACAAAAUCAGCUUGAAAGACAGUGCGCUGUUUUGAACAUGUCGUCUGUUUCCCCAAAUGAUAAUCUUAUGAUAUAUGCCUCAUCUUGUGAUAAAAGUAUCUUUGGUUUUGUAUGUCUUGUGGCACAGGGAGAACUUCCAAAAGGCGUGGAGUAUUACCCCUUCUCAGAGGUAGAGGAGAAAGGCGAUAGAAGACUUAAGUUGAAUACCUCGUCAGAUACAGAAUGUGCAAUCAGUUCUUUUUCCAUUAUCUACUGUUUUGCUGCCACGUAUUUUCCGGAGGAUAAAUACUGUGUGGCUGAAUGCACACCGAUGGUCAAUAUUCCAGAGACAGUAACCCUUGUCAAUUCUUCGACCAACUCCACGGUUCUUCUCCGUACUUUCAAUAAAGUUCUGAUAAAUUAUACCGAGUCGACAUUACCGCCCAGCACGGACCAGUUUCCAUGUCCUUUAGAAUCAACUGCAGAAACGUCUACAGUGGAAAUACCCACGGGCGGUUCGACGACAUCUUUGCAAAAACUAGACAGUACCUCAUCAUUGCCAGAACUUCCAGAUGACACGACAACCUCCAUGGGUCAGACGACAACUUCUGAUGACGGUACGAAAACAGUUACACAAAUACAAGAUGAAACAACAUUUACAGAUCUCUCCAAGGGCACAAUUACACAAAUGUCACAUUGUUCAACAAUGGAAGUUUAUUCUGGAUGUCUUUGUACAAGUCAAACGGGUAAUAUUGAAACAAAUGAGCUAAAUCAGAAGGUCCUUGAGAUUAAGAAAAUACUUACUGUUAACAUAUCGUCCCUGUCAUCGACAAUGAGAAAGAAGAUAUCGGCACCAGACGACAGACAAUCCUCGCUAGCCAUGGGAACUCUGGGUAUUUGUGUGAUUGUUGGUGUUAUCUUGGCCUUGGUCGUCGGUGAUAUGGUUUAUAUUGUCUCAUGUGUAAAAUAUUUGUUCUGCUGCAAACGAAAGCAUAUUCAUGUUCAGCAUUUAUAA
This is a messenger RNA of Saccostrea echinata, 1278 nucleotides long. RefSeq lists its product as uncharacterized. Bases 1 to 1278 code for a protein of 425 amino acids. The transcript has 5 exons. The record is from RefSeq and is a predicted model, not a curated record. NCBI's taxonomy places the organism in Eukaryota, Metazoa, Mollusca, Bivalvia, Ostreida, Ostreidae.